Molecule: messenger RNA, 2258 nt
Organism: Syngnathus acus (greater pipefish)
Lineage: Eukaryota; Metazoa; Chordata; Actinopteri; Syngnathiformes; Syngnathidae
Product: zinc finger protein OZF-like
Exons: 4
Coding region: 1-1500 (499 amino acids)
Biological process (GO): regulation of transcription by RNA polymerase II
Molecular function (GO): RNA polymerase II cis-regulatory region sequence-specific DNA binding; DNA-binding transcription factor activity
Source: RefSeq, a predicted model, not a curated record
AUGUACAUCAGUAAAGCUAUUCGUCCUAAGCAGGAGGAGCCAGACCGCACUCGCAUUAAAGAGGAAGAUGUGGGCAAAGAGGUCCACCACUUCAAUGAACAAAUGGAGCAGAAGUUUCUUUGCACUAAAAAAGAGGAGGAAGAGCCGGAGCGGCCUUGUCAGAAAGAGGACGGAGAGGACUCCUGCGACAUCAAAAAGGAGGAGGAAGAUACCUGCGAGAUGCCAUUGACUGGUGUACUUGUGAAGCGUUUAGAUGAGGCUCAACAUGCGGUGAGCAAAGGGGCGGAGCCUCCAAGCUGCAGCUCAAGUCCACAUAUGACCAGAGAAGGUGAUGGAGACCACUGUGGGGCAUCACGAGCAGCUCCACCAUCAGAUAGUGAUGACGUGUUAAGAAAGAAAAACUUUUCCUGUUCAGAUUCUGGCCAAAAAUUCUCUCAGAGUGGAUCUUUAACAAUGCACACAAGAAUCCACACUGGCGAGAAACCUUUCUCAUGCUCAGUUUGUGGCCAAAAAUUCCUCACGGGGGGGCAUUUAAAUAGGCACACAAGAAUCCACACUGGUGAGAAACCUUUUUCAUGCUCAGUUUGUGGCCAGAAAUUCUCUCAUAGGGUAAGUUUAAAUAGGCACACAAGAAUCCACACUGGUGAGAAACUUUUAUCAUGCUCAGUUUGUGGCCAAAAAUUCUCUCAUAGGGUAAGUUUAAAUAGGCACACAAGAAUCCACACUGGCGAGCAACCUUUUUCAUGCUCAGUUUGUGGCCAAAGGUUCUCUCGGAGGGCCAAUUUAAAUGUGCACACAAGAAUCCACACUGGCGAGAAACCUUUUUCAUGCUCAGUUUGUGGCCAGAAAUUCUCUCAUAGGGUAAGUUUAAAUAGGCACACAAGAAUCCACACUGGCGCGAAACCUUUUUCAUGCUCAGUUUGUGGGCAAAAGUUCUCUCGAAUGGGAAGUUUAAAUAUGCACACAAGAAUCCACACUGGCGAGAAACCUUUUUCAUGCUCAGUUUGUGGCCAAAUAUUCUCUCGGAAGGGACAUUUAACAAUGCACACAAGAAUCCACACUGGCGAGAAACCUUUUUCAUGCUCAGUUUGUGGCCAAAGAUUCUCUCAUAGUGGAUCUUUAACAAUGCACACAAGAAUCCACACUGGCGAGAAACCUUUUUCAUGCUCAGUUUGUGGCCAAAAAUUCUCUGAGAGGGGAAGUUUAAAAAAGCACACAAGAAUCCACACUGGCGAGAAACCUUUUUCAUGCUCAGUUUGUGGCCAAAAGUUCUCUGAGAGGGGAAAUUUAAAAAAGCACACAAGAAUCCACACUGGCGAGAAACCUUUUUCAUGCUCAGUUUGUGGCCAAAAAUUCUCUCAUAGGGUAAGUUUAAAUAGGCACACAAGAAUCCACACUGGUGAGAAACCUUUAUCAAGCUCAAUUUGUGGCCAAAAAUUGUCUCGGAGGGGACAUUUAAACACGCACACAAGAAUCCACACUGGCGAGAAACCUUUUUAAUGCUCAGUUCGGCCAAACAGUCUCUCAGGGUAAGCUUAAUCAGUCUCUAUUAAGAAUUCUGAGUGUUUUGGAGAGAUGAGCAAUGAUCCAUGAAGUUCUCACCUUCUAUUUGAGCAGACUUUAUGAGUUUAUGCACCAAUGAUCGUUCUAUUCUAGUAUGCACCUUUUGAUUGAGAUGCUGAACUCCUUUCCUUUACGACAGUGAGAAGUUCAAUUCAUUUUAGUUUUACCGAUGAAUUUGAAAAUGAAGUUAACCGGCCUCGGGAUGAUAAUAGUUUUGUAUGUUUCAUGAUACUUGAAGUUUAUUUUGGUUUUAGUUGUGUGUUCAUAUUUAGGGCAAGUAGCUUGGUUCUUAUUAGUGUUGGUUCAGGAUUUUGUUUUGUUCAGCUUUUCAUGUUCAUGCCUGGAAAGCGGACUUUAAACCGAUGAUGAUGAUGAUGUGUAUCAAUAAAAUGAUAUAGUGUUGGAUAUCCCCCAUUUUUCUUCAACAGUUUUUUUUGUUACUUUACCUUACUAAUAACAUGUUAAAAUGUACUUGAGAUGUACUAAGACAUUUCAUUAAAGAGUUGUUUACUUCACAGUAUUGACGUCUCAACCUAAUUGUAUUUGUAUGAAAUUAUUUUUAAAUUAUAGGAUCCUAAUUAAGACUAUUAAUCUUCUGUCAUUUGAUGAUGAUGAUAGAACUUUAUUUAUCCCACAGCGGGGAAAUUUACUUGUCACAGCAGCGUACAAGAAUGCAAGAAUACAAGUGCCACAUU